AGACGACAAAAGUGAUUGAUUGUGAACAGAACGGGAACACUCUCUCGUUGGGAAAGGAAGGCCAUCUUCAACAGGAUGGCAAUUUAUCAUUCGUCGACCUCUUCGGUCGCCGAAUGGUUUCUUUCCUUGGUACAGCCGUACCGGAGCAAGAGUGUUGCUAGCAGCGGCAGUCACCACAGCCAGUGUGACAGCCAUAUAGUGUCUGGCACGAUGAAAGGCGCUACCGCCGUCGGUCUCAGUCUCAUUGUGCUUAAGCUAGUGGGUCAAUUGCUUGGUGGGGUUGGCGAGAUGGAAGAUCUGGGCAUAAGCACUCAAGUAAUUCUUUCCUACAUGCGACAGAAAAUGAGACGUGUCAUUCAGGCGGGAGGGUCGAAUAAGAAGACGAUUGAAAUUCCGGCGCCUCCUUGCAUUAUUGACUAUCAUGGAUCGUGCACUUGCGAAUCGGUGAUUUUUAAGAUAAGAGCACGGCGUUCUUUGGAUGUAGUCCACGGUUCAGGGAAAAUUCCAUAUCCUCAAACAAAAGUAAAGGCGUCAUCCUUUCAAUUGAUUCAAGGAAGUGAGUAUCUCAGAAUUUAUCAUGCCUACAGUGAGAAUGAAAGUCCGCCUUCCACAUUGGCGUAUAGCUUUUGCAGCGAAUGCGCCGUUCACAUUGUGAAUGCUUCUGACGCAAAUUCAAACGAGGUCUCGGUCAAUGUCGACUGUUUGCAUGAAAUGAAGCAGCUUCAAGCGGAAGAGACCUCUCGCAUGCUGGUGGAGGAGGAAGACGACGACGAAGUAGCGUCGUUGGCGCAUCCGGAUGUUCCGUUCUCUGCUACGGGAAUUGAUCGAGGCUCUCCCGUCUCGGCCAUUACACAGCCACUACAUCCCCAAUCGCGGCAAAUGUCCAGCAUCAGUGAAGAGGGUGACGCUUGGGCAAUGCGUGAUCCAGUGCGUCCUCAAUCUCGCUAUCCACCUGCUGUCCGGGUACCGUUCUCCAAGAUGACUUCACAAACGUCUAUAGAAUGGCCGACCGAAUCGGAGUCAACCUCGGUAUAUUCUGGUUCUUAUGCUCUCAGUACACUUGAUAUGGGAUCAAUGGAAGGAUCGAUUAUGGAUACCUUCUCUGAAGCCGAUACGGCCUCCCGGCAAGAAAUGCUGUCCUCCAUGCGCAAAUACUUGCGUGCAUCUAAAACCAGUUCAUCUCGUAGCAGCAAGCUACAGCAUCACAGUUACACCUCGGAUGAUGUACCAAGCGACUCUCCUACUCUGCCUACCAUUCCCAUGAAAAAUUAAAAUAUAUAUGGCAUUUUAC
This is a messenger RNA of Phaeodactylum tricornutum CCAP 1055/1, 1291 nucleotides long. RefSeq lists its product with no specific name. The transcript has 2 exons. Lineage: Eukaryota; Bacillariophyta; Bacillariophyceae; Surirellales; Neidiaceae. Bases 76 to 1272 code for a protein of 398 amino acids. The record is from RefSeq and is a predicted model, not a curated record.